AUGGCAUCAUUCAUUAAUGGCAGUCAAUUAUUUAGCAAAUGUUUGAAACGAAGUUUGGACUUAAUGAAAGUUCCCAGUCGUAAUAGGGGACCAAUAGGUCAGCCGAAAAAACGUCAUCCUGAAUGGCUUCCCAAAACAACACGUGUGCGCUACAAUGAAGGGCUUACUACAGAUAACAAGGAAUUUUUGUCAGAAGUUGUGGCAUCUACCAAUGGACUUCUUAAUGCUGAGAUUAAGUCUCCUUUGAAUACAUCAUUAAUUCCAACAGCUACAGAAUGGACCAAAAACUCCAAACGUACUGGUUUACUUGGUAGAAAGAUAGGAGUGCAUCCAAUGUGGUUAAAGAAUGGACAAAAAGUGCUAACUACUCUAAUACAGAUCAUAGAUAAUGAGGUUGUAAAAUAUAUACCACCAGAAGAGUUUGAUCCAGUUAAACCCAGUAAACAUAAAAAUAUUAAACAGAAAAAUGGUUGUCUUGUAGUUGGUGCAGAAAACAUUGAUCCACAAUUACUUACUAAAGAGUAUUACAGAAUAUUUGAAAAAGCUGGAAUUACACCAAAAAGAGUAUUAGCAAGAUUUGUAGUUACACCAAACGCGGUUCUCCAACCAGGAACUCUUUUAAUGGCGACGCAUUUCAAACCAGGAGAGUUCGUUGACGUUCGAGGGAAAACGGUAGAUCGCGGCUUUCAAGGUGUUAUGAAAAGGUGGGGAUUCCAUGGUAUGCCUGCUUCUCAUGGUCAAACUAAAACACACAGAAGACCAGGUAAUAUUGGAAAUUAUAAAGAUAGAGUAAUGCCAGGUACGAAAAUGCCUGGCCACAUGGGAAAUCGUUGGCGUAUUUUGAAAGGUGUUAGGAUAUUACGAAUCAACACUAAAUAUAAUGUAAUAUGGGUAAUGGCUCAGAAUGUACCGGGAGAGCUAUACGGUUUAUGUUAUUUAUACGAUACGAUUCUCCCAACGAAACAAAAUACUUCGCCUAAUUUCCCUACGUAUUUGCCGCCGAAUCAAAAUGAAGAAACCGAACUUCCGGAAAAUCUUUACGCGGACGAUGUUCAUGCAUUUAGCGAUCCAACGAUUGUGUACGAACCGGAAUCGUAAUGACAACACAGUAAAUAAACUAAUGCUUUAAUAAUUAAAAAUAGGAAAACUAUUUAAUAUUUUCCUUUAAAGAUCGUAGGUAACAGGCAAAAAUCGGCAAAGAAAUUUUGCCGUGUUUACGCAGUAGUUUCUUUUAUUUUAUUGUUCAUCUUCUUCCUCUUACAGAAAUAAUUCAUAGUUAUCAAUUAAGCUAAUAAAGAGUAGACAAUUGAUUCAUUUAUUUAGUAAUCAAUAUUAUUAUAAAUUUAACAUGCCUAAAAUAUACAUGAUUGUUUUAUAAAUGUAACAUCGCUAACCAAAACUCAUCUCAAGUUAGAAUGGAGAGCAGCGUAAUCAAACGAUAAAAAGGUCUUUUUCUUAUUUUGUUUGCUCUUCAAUGUAGAGAGCAAGUUAAUUAAUUUAACUAGAAUAAUUUAUUCGGUACAUUGCAUAUCGCUAGCUGCAUUCAGUUAAGUUUCGUUCCGCCAAUCGGUUUAUUUAUAAAUGUGUGCAGUGUGGAAAAGAGAAAGAAAAAGGUAACAUACAUCUUUAAAAGAAUCGGAAAUAAAAGAAAAACAGAUUCUUAUUUCAUUAAGAACCUCCCUUUUGCUCCGUUAUUAAGUUGUCUGCCCUCGCUUCCCCUUUACUUUUUGGGCAAGAUACCAACCAGCCACGGUUUUACACCUUUGGAAUUAACAAACGAAAAGAUUAUUUUUAAUUCAGCAGUGGCACGUCGAAGCUGCCACAUAUUGUCGUUGGAGCAAGAAUAAGACACAAAAAUAGAAACGGGUAAGCAAAAUGGCUCCGUAGUGGAGUUUGUCGGGGGACGGCACGAUCGGAUAAGAAAUAAUGGAGGCCCUCUCAGAAUUUAAAACCUUCGCUCGGAAUGGUCGUCGUCUGGUCGAAUUCAAAUGUUGAUUCUACAACCGGUGGCUCCAAAUUCGUGUCAUCCGGCUGAAAGG
Osmia lignaria (orchard mason bee) is the source of this 2039-nucleotide messenger RNA. RefSeq names its product mitochondrial ribosomal protein L3 (gene mRpL3). Gene Ontology annotation, cellular component: ribosome; mitochondrial large ribosomal subunit. Gene Ontology annotation, molecular function: structural constituent of ribosome. The record is from RefSeq and is a predicted model, not a curated record. NCBI's taxonomy places the organism in Eukaryota, Metazoa, Arthropoda, Insecta, Hymenoptera, Megachilidae. Gene Ontology annotation, biological process: translation.